This is a messenger RNA of Lactuca sativa (garden lettuce), 789 nucleotides long. Lineage: Eukaryota; Viridiplantae; Streptophyta; Magnoliopsida; Asterales; Asteraceae. The record is from RefSeq and is a predicted model, not a curated record.
AUGGUGGGUACACGCCACAGCCCCGGGAGCAGCGGGACUAGUGAUGAUGAGAUCUGUAGGAUGAUUCAUGAGGAGGUGGCCACAGCCAUUCGAGAGGCGAUACCAGAGUUGUUUGGGUCUGUUAAGACCACACUGAUUGAGGCAUUUGACAAGCGAUAUGUUGUUGUCACUGAGGAGGCUGCUGCUGCAGCCACUACAGCUGUCGCCACUGCACCCACUGCAGCUGUCGCCGCUGCUAGGCCACAGGGAGGUAACUCGUUGUUAUUUCAGGAGUUCAGAAAAACGGAGCCACCAGAGUUUGAUGGGAAUCAGGAUCUGAUGGCUGCCAUGAGAUGGAUCUAUGAUAUUGAGGGACGCUUUUACACUUAUUCAUGCCCAUAUCAUUUGAGAGUUCGCAAUUAUUUGUUCAAGCUUUUGCUGAUCGGAGAUUCAAGAGUUGGCAAAUCAUGUCUUCUGCUCAGAUUUGUAGAUAACUCAUAUCUUGACAGUUAUAUCAACACAAUUGAUGUCGACUUUAAAAUUCGCAAUGUGGAUCAAGAUGGGAAGACCAUUAAGCUUCAAAUUUGGGACACUGUUGGACAAGAAGAGUUCACAACCAUUACUAGCAGUUACUAUUGUGGGCCCAUGACAUUAUCAUAUAUAGUGUAUGAUGUUACUAACCUAGAAAGUUUCAACAAUGUGAAACAAUGGUGGAGUGAAAUUGAUAGUCAUGCCAAUGAAAAUGUAAACAAACUUCUAGUUGGUAACAAAUGUGAUCUUUCUGAAAGUAGAUUUGUUUGCUUUGAUCCA